GGCUUCCUGCUGGCGCCUUUGCGCUGACCCCCGGCAUGGCGGUGAUGGGGGUGCAGGUGGUGGUCACGCUGCUGGCCGCCAGCCUGAUGCAGAAGAUGGCCCCGCACUGCUCCUUCGCCCGCUGGCUGCUGUGCAACGGCAGCCUGUACAGGUACAAGCACCCCUCGGACGAGGAGCUCUGCGCCCUGGCCGGGAAGCAGCGCCCCAAGAGCAGGAGGGACAGGAGGGCCAGCGGGGUGGCAGAGGACAAACCGCUGUCGGUGCCGCGGGACAUCGAGCUGCAGCUGGACACCAGCCCCAUCACGGCCGUGGACGCGCUGGUGCUGCGCCAUUUCCUCGAGUACCAGUGGUUCGUGGAUUUCUCCGUCUACGCCGGCGCCGUCUACGCCUUCAGCGAGGGCUACCUCUGCCUGGUGAGCCCCGCCAGGGAGAGCAACCUGGGCGUGCUCUGGUGCCUGCUCACCGUCCUCUUCUCCGUCAAGGUGUUCUGCACGGUGAUGCGGCACUACUUCCGCUCGGAGGAGGGCGGCGAGCGCUCCGUGUGCCUCGCGGCCGCCUUCUUCUUCCUGCUGCUCGCCAUGCUGGCCCUGGUGGUGCGCGAGGAGUACCUGGAGUUCGGCCUGGAGGCCGGGCUGGCCGGAGUCUCCUCUAACCUGGAGCCCUUCCUGAAGCCGCGGGGCUGGGAGUGGACGCUGCCCCUGGCCAGGCUGGCCUUCAAGCUGGGGCUGGUGGCCCUGAGCUCCUUCCUGGGCGCCUGCCUGACCUUCCCAGGGCUGCGCCUGGCACAGACACACCUGGACGCGCUGAGCAUGGCGGCCGGCAAACCCCUGACACAGGUCCUGCUGCACGUGGGGUUCGUGGCCCCCGUGCUGGUGGUGCUGCUGUGGGUCCGGCCCCUGGCCCGGGAUUUCCUGCUCCAGGCCCCGCUGGGCAAGCAGACGGUGCAGAUCCUGUCGGACGCGUCCUUUGACACGCUGCGGCUCUGGGCCGUGGUGGCGCUGUCGCUGCUGCGGCUGCUGGGGACGCGCCACCACCUGCAGGCGUACCUGGCGCUGGCCGAGCGCUGGGUGCGCCGCAUGCGGCGCCAGGCGGGGCGGAUCCCGGCCCGCGACAUCCAGCGGCAGAUCUCGAGGAUUUACUGCUACGUGUCCGUGGUGAGCCUGCAGUACCUGGGCCCCGUGAUCCUCACGCUGCACUGCGCCCUGCUGCUCAAGACGCUGGGUCACCACUCCUGGGGGCUGUACCCCGCCGUGUCCCCAGCAGCGCCGGUGGCCCCGCCACGCCCCGAGGGUGGCGCUGGGGACCCUGGGGACGUGCAGGUGGCGGUGCAGGAGAUCUCGGGGCUCCUGGGCUGCAUCUUCACCCCCCCCUUGUUCCGAGGACUCUUCUCCUUCCUCACCUGGUGGGUGGCCGCCUGCCAGGUGAUCACCAGCCUCUUCGGCCUCUACUUCCACCAGUACCUGGCAGCGUCCUGACUGGGGGGGACUGGGAGAGACUGGGAGAGACUGGGAGGGAAC
Camarhynchus parvulus is the source of this 1517-nucleotide messenger RNA. RefSeq names its product transmembrane protein 161A (gene TMEM161A). Bases 36 to 1475 code for a protein of 479 amino acids. The record is from RefSeq and is a predicted model, not a curated record. The transcript is spliced from 12 exons. Lineage: Eukaryota; Metazoa; Chordata; Aves; Passeriformes; Thraupidae.